This is a messenger RNA of Staurois parvus, 315 nucleotides long. NCBI's taxonomy places the organism in Eukaryota, Metazoa, Chordata, Amphibia, Anura, Ranidae. The record is from the annotation of a GenBank genome assembly.
AUGCAAACUGUUUCUACAAACAUUUGUGAAAGAAUGGGUGGCUCUCAGGAGCUCAGUGAAUUCAAGCAUGGUACCGUGAUAGGUUGCCACCUGUGCAAUAAGUCCAUCCAUGAAAUGUCCUUGCUACUAAAUAUUCCACAGUCAACUGUUAGUGGGAUUGAAGCAAAGUGGAAGCAACUGGGAACAACAGCAACUAAGCCAUGAAGUGAAUGAGCUCAGUGCAUGCUGAAGCACUCAGUAUUCAGAAUUCGCCAACUGUCUGCACAGUCAAUAGCUAAAGACCUCCAAACUUUGUAUGGCCUUCAGAUUAGCAGA